UGUAGUACAUGACCUGUUAGGUAGCUGUGAGGAAGGUCCAAGCAGCUUCUGUGAAGUUGUCAUGGAAGCAUUAAGUAAUCGAACCCCCAAAAAAAGACGAACGUUUACAUGUUUUCUUCCGACUAUUCACAUUUACAUCCACUUUUUACAUACAUAAUUCUUAAGCCUUUUCAUCUUAAAAAAAUUAAACAAAAAUAAAUAAAUACGUCUCCAUUUAUUCCCACCAAUCCUCCAUCCUUCACACCUUUUUCAGAAGAGGUAAAAAAGAAAAAACCCCCCACCUCGUUAUGUACCGUGGAUUCAACGCUUUUGACGUCGACGACCCGGACGCCAUGUCGUACAUGGCCCGAUCUGGAAUGAUGCGCGGCCCGGCCAUGCGCCGCUUCGACGAGUACUUCCGCUGCUACCCGAUCAUCAUGGCCCCCGGGGCCGAGAGACCGGAACUGAACUACGGCUCCAAGAUCUUCCUACCCCCGUCCGCCCUGCAGAAAAUAUCUCAGCUACACGUACAGUGGCCCCUUAUGAUGGAGCUUAUAAACGGCGAGAAGGAGCGUCAGACACACGCGGGCGUGCUGGAGUUCGUGGCCGAAGAAGGCAGAGCGUACAUACCACAAUGGAUGAUGCAAACGCUACAACUGGAUGUCGGUGACAUGAUCCAGAUCAAAUCGACGUCGCUGGAGCUAGCCAAGAUGGUUAAGCUACAACCUCAGUCGACCAACUUCCUCGAAAUUAGCGAUCCUAAGGCCGUCCUAGAGAAGGCAUUCCGAAACUUUGCUACUCUAACCAAGGGCGAUAUUUUCAACUUUGAGUAUAACGACGAGGUUUACGAGGUAGCUGUAUUGGAAGUGAAGCCGGAGACCGAGAAGAUGGGCGUUUGUAUGAUAGAGACUGAUGUUUCAGUCGAGUUCGCACCACCGGUAGGAUAUGUCGAGCCGCAGAAAGGUAGCGGUACUAGUACACCGAGAAGCACGAGGGGUGGCCUACCCGCUGGCGGGCUUAUGCAUCCCCAAGGGACGAUGGCGCAGUCCAUUAACUACGAUGCGAUCGCCCCUAAUUCUGCAACGGCCGCUGCGGGAGCCCGAGCAGUUUCGUCUCAUUUCUUAAAUGAGGGCCACAAGCUAAACUCCAAGAAGGGCUCCAAGGCCCCAACCCCAAAACCUACAACGCCUGUUGCCGGUGCUUCCACAAACGCAGUGCCCGUCCCGCGCCGACGGACGAAUGGACCUAUGCCUCUCCGCUUACCUCCGAACAAGUUGUUCUUCGGCUACGAGGUCAAGCCCGUGAAGACUGACGCAGACAAGGAGGCAGACAAGGAGAACGCGAGUAAACCGCACUUCGCGGGGCAAGGCCAGACCCUUAGAGGAGCCGUCAAGCGGAAGGGCGAGGGGGAAGAUAAGGGCAAGACACCAGAGAAGAAGCCUCAAGAGGGACGUCGGCUGGAUGGGCGAAAGGCGUGAUGAUAUUGGACCAGGAGGGGGCGGGGGGUUGUGCCAGGCGUUUAUGGAGUUUUCUAGGUAAUCCUGCGGGUCUGGUAGAUUAAUAUGACGACUACGAUAUUCUCAUGAAAUAUUUAUUAACAUUAACAUUAUUGAGACGAGUUAGUUGAUUGGGGUUGUCAGUUUGCUUUGAUGAGCUAUAGAAAGGAUGUACUCGCACGGGCUCGCUUCACUAUGAGGAUUAAGUCUAGCCUAAAAAAAAUUUAUAUACAGAUAGAUGAAGCUUGAGGGAUGUUAAUUUUGACACUCUACCAUGGAACAGAAUAUCUAGAUCGACG
Messenger RNA from Daldinia caldariorum, 1774 nucleotides. RefSeq names its product UFD1-domain-containing protein. The record is from RefSeq and is a predicted model, not a curated record. The coding region runs from base 288 to 1457 and encodes 389 amino acids. Gene Ontology annotation, molecular function: polyubiquitin modification-dependent protein binding. The transcript is spliced from 3 exons. Lineage: Eukaryota; Fungi; Ascomycota; Sordariomycetes; Xylariales; Hypoxylaceae. Gene Ontology annotation, cellular component: VCP-NPL4-UFD1 AAA ATPase complex.